This is a messenger RNA of Trachemys scripta elegans, 1708 nucleotides long. RefSeq names its product coenzyme Q9 (gene COQ9). The coding region runs from base 16 to 918 and encodes 300 amino acids. Gene Ontology annotation, molecular function: lipid binding. The record is from RefSeq and is a predicted model, not a curated record. Gene Ontology annotation, cellular component: mitochondrial inner membrane. The transcript is spliced from 8 exons. Gene Ontology annotation, biological process: ubiquinone biosynthetic process. NCBI's taxonomy places the organism in Eukaryota, Metazoa, Chordata, Testudines, Emydidae.
CUUUAAAGGAGACCAAUGACUUUUGUGGUUUCCAUUUCAGUGGUCAGAUGCCCGUUGUACCCAGCCCAGCGUGCGUUCCAGACCUCAGCUCUGCUGAGGAGAGUCUCAGAUGAACAGAAACAGGAGCCGCCACCAUCUUCCUCCCAGCAACGUUUUGAAUCACACCCACCAGGUGACCAGGAGCCCCAACGCUCACAUCACAGUUACACUGAUCAGGGUGGUGAGGAAUCCGAGGACUAUGAGAGUGAGGAGCAGCUGCAGCAGCGAAUCCUAACAGCGUCGCUGGAGUUUGUGCCUACUCACGGUUGGACAGCAGAUGCCAUUGCAGAGGGAGCCAAGUCUCUGGGCCUCUCUGUUGCUGCAGCAGGGAUGUUUCAUAAUGACGGCAGUGAGCUGAUACUGCAUUUUGUGUCCCAGUGCAACUCUGAGCUCUCUAAUCUGCUGGAAGAACAGCAAAAGCUGGUGCAGCUGGGCCAGGCAGAGAAGAAGAAGACAGACCAGUUCUUGAGAGAUGCUGUGGAAGCCAGACUGAGGAUGCUCAUCCCAUACAUUGAGAAAUGGCCCCAGGCUGUAAGCAUUCUGCUGCUUCCACACAACAUCCCUUCCAGCCUAAACCUCCUCACUAGUCUGGUGGACGAUAUGUGGCACUAUGCAGGAGAUCAGUCCACCGAUAUUAAUUGGUACACUCGUCGGACAGUGCUGGCUGGCAUCUACAACACUACUGAGUUGGUGAUGAUGCAGGACUCGUCUCCUGACUUUGAAGAGACUUGGCACUUCCUGGAAAACAGAAUAGCUGAUGCCAUGAAGAUGGGUCAUACAGCUAAACAGGUACAGUCAACGGGAGAAGCACUCGUCCAGGGCCUAAUGGGAGCUGCAGUUACUAUAAAGAAUCUGGCGGGACUGAACCAGCGGCGGUGAAGAGAGAGGGAGCUGAGAGUCUGUGCCAUGCCCUUUGCCUAUAAGAAGAUUGACGGCAGAAUCCCAGUGCGCACAAGAAUAUAGAGCUAUCACAACAAUGAACAUCCCCUGCACUGUUAAAAUUUUCCCCUCUGCAGAAGCCUGUCUAGCACAAUGGCACAAGCGUCUAUGUUUGCUGGGAUUUGUAAAUAACUUAAGACCGGGCUUCCUAUUUUGAUUAGACUUUCCUAGUAUCCCAGGUGUAGUAAAAACACUGAUUAGUGCAUUAUUAGACAAUAGUGACGAAAGAUUGAUUGAACUGAAUUAGUCCAGCCCCCAAUGACAUCUUUCACUUGCACUCCCCCACUGCCCCAGUCCUGUAUAACGCAGAGACCACGUGUGCCUUGAACCCCUCCUGGACAUCAUGUUUUCACAUCACUGAUGGAAAUAACACUUUCAGGAAGAGACCUCACAGCAGGGGCCAGUGGGCAUUAUUAGCUGGUGCUCUUGGGAAGGCUGUUGUCGGGAUAUCCUGAGUGCCCCUCUCUCCACACUGUUUUUACCUGUGUGAACUCAUUCCUGGAUUUGUUUCUUAUGGGAGUAAUGCAAUCAAAGAUGGUCAUGACACUGGGUGCAGAGGUUGGGCAUACAGACAGCCCCCAACCAACCCACUAGUGACUAGCUGUAAAGCCUGCUUCUGAAUGUGUGAUCCACCCUGCUGCUGGGCUCCGGCCCCGGCAGCCACCUGACUUGUUUGUAAAUUAGUUAGAAACGAUUCUGUAAAGAAUUAAAAAAGUCCUAUUUAAAGUGG